AUGAGGCACAGAAACAGAGCGGAUGAGGCUGACAAGCAGAUGAACGAUUGUGGACAAACGGGUUUCGAUGCACAAGCAGAUGGCGGAGGAAUGCUUUUUUUCGAUGGAGCAGUUGAGAAAUGUGAGAGGCCACCUCGACAAAUCGAUGAGGGUAGCUAA
This is a messenger RNA of Chondrus crispus (carragheen), 159 nucleotides long. RefSeq lists its product as hypothetical. Bases 1 to 159 code for a protein of 52 amino acids. The record is from RefSeq and is a predicted model, not a curated record. The transcript has a single exon. NCBI's taxonomy places the organism in Eukaryota, Rhodophyta, Florideophyceae, Gigartinales, Gigartinaceae.